AUGUUAUUCUCCAGCGAGUGUGGAAGUAGAAUCGUUGCUUUAAAUCGUGAAUUCGAUCUUACCCUCUUUGCUGCAAAAGCUCAACAACUCGUCAAUCAUGUUGCCCACAUUCGCCAUGGUGAUGCAGACGAUAGCGUCGACUAUGUCUCUAUGGGUUGCCUCGCAUUCACAACCACCUUGGCAGCUCUUGCAAAAACUGCUACUACUGGUUGGCAACCGUGCGGUGAACAUUGGAGUUUUGCUUCCACUUGUGGAAAUGUCGUCGUCGACUGUAAUGACAGACUAACUCAACAUCGCGAAGAACAUGGUGUGAUAGUCUUGAAUGUUGAGAGUGACCUCAACAUGUUCGUCAGCAACGAAGUAGGACUCAGGAUAUGUUCCUAA
This is a messenger RNA of Sphenostylis stenocarpa, 384 nucleotides long. The record is from the annotation of a GenBank genome assembly. NCBI's taxonomy places the organism in Eukaryota, Viridiplantae, Streptophyta, Magnoliopsida, Fabales, Fabaceae.